This is a messenger RNA of Rhagoletis pomonella (apple maggot), 3417 nucleotides long. It is a transcript of the gene Hmx, whose product is annotated as homeobox protein Hmx. Gene Ontology annotation, biological process: regulation of transcription by RNA polymerase II. The transcript has 3 exons. Gene Ontology annotation, molecular function: DNA-binding transcription factor activity, RNA polymerase II-specific; RNA polymerase II transcription regulatory region sequence-specific DNA binding. Bases 731 to 2485 code for a protein of 584 amino acids. Gene Ontology annotation, cellular component: nucleus. The record is from RefSeq and is a predicted model, not a curated record. NCBI's taxonomy places the organism in Eukaryota, Metazoa, Arthropoda, Insecta, Diptera, Tephritidae.
CAAAGUAUACUUACAGUCAGGUUCGCAGAGCAGAGCGAUUCAAGCGACCGGGGGUUAAAUCGUGGAAAACAAUAAAACUAAACGAUCGCCUAUGAAGAAUCAAAUCAACCAACAGACGGACGGACAUACAGUCAUAGAGACAAUAGCACCGUAGACAAGCGGGCGGCGGUCGAAUGCGUUCAGUGAAACAGAACACUUUUUCCGAGUUACGUCGAGGACGACGCAGUUUUGAAUUCAAAAUUUCAAUUUAAAUGCGAAGCGUUGAUGAAGCGGUUAAGACGUCCUACGGAAUUAUUGUGGGUGUACAAUUACACGCGUUGAAAUAAUUGUGCUAAAUUGAAAGCCGCAGUGAACUAGAAAAGUGUAUCCUUUGUGUGGCGCUUUUGGAACUAAAGGUCUGUAAGUCAAAAGUGACAGGCUAUAGAAAAUACAAAUUCUAAUUGAGAAAAAAAAACAAAAAACGCAAAUCAAGCGAACGCAAUGCAACUCGCUUAUCAGUCGCCACAUCACACUUAACGGUUUAUAAAGUGCAUGUGUCACAAAGUAAAACUAAAUAAAAACAAAAUAUCGAUUUAUGUUUUCGAGUAAACUUUCAUAGAAAGAAGUGAAUAGCAAAACAAAAAUAAUUUGCGUAAAACGCGCAAACCAGUGUUGCCGCAGUCCACUCGUCACAACUAGCGCAUCUAAAGUUCAUCACACACACACAUAGACAGACACCCUCACCAAACCAAUGUCUUCCUCUGAGGCUGAAGUCGACAUCAGCGUUGUGUCCAGUCCCGAGCCCAGUCCGGCCGGCUGUGCAAAUGGCUGCGACACACCUUUGCGCUCCGCAUCGCCGGCCCCCUCCAAUGGCAGCACCCCAACCACCACAUCAACGCCAACCACAGCCGCCGGCACACCCACAUCUAGCUCGCACUUCCACAGCCCGACCACCACAGCGCUGGCCGCUGUACCGCCGACGGUGUUGCACCAUCACCUGCAACAUCACUUAAGCAGUUUGAGCGGUCAUCCGGUAGCGCUGCAUCACGCCCUCCACAGUUUCGGUCAUCAUUUGCAUCCAGCACAUCCCGCCUACCCAGCGCACCAGCAAUUGCUACAGCAUGCCGCCGUCGUAACACCGACGGCUGGCCAAUUGGUUAUGGCAUCGGCGGCGGCAGUGGCCGCAGCGGAUCGUCUUAGUCCGCCGGCAAUGGCUGCUUUGGCGCCACAUUCGCCCGAACGUAAUGGUGGCGAUGAAGUGACCUCGCUGACGGGCAGCAAUAGCAAUAACAAUAAUAAUAAUAAUAGCAAACUAUUCAAUCACAACAAUAAUAAUAAUAACAACAAUAGUGAUAGUAAUGGCAGCAGUCAGAGUAUGGCGUUGGGGCGGGGCGAGGCGAGCAACGGUUGUGGCGCGUCAGCCGGAAAUGGCAAAGCGACAACUGGCAAUGGUUUUACAAGUUUCUCUAUAUCGAGUAUACUCAGUCGCAAUGAACCGGCGAAAAAGAAUGGCGGCAGCCAUAAUGGGCCAACGUUAAUAACGCCGAUACCACAGCUGCCACAACCGGGCGCUGGCGGUCCACAGGAUGCGGCAAUGCUUUCGAGAUUGGGUUUCAUAUCACAAUGGGGCGCUUUAGCUGGUCGUUAUGCAGCACUGUGUCCUCCAGGUUGGCCAUGGGCGCCGCAACGUAUGCCUUUUCAUAGUCCCACACAUGACAGUUCCUCCACCAAUACAACGGAGAAUCCCUCCUCGCCCACAUCGCUCAGCCCUAAUCAUAUCGGGAACAACAAUGGCAGCCACAAUCACGGUAGCGGCGCCAACAAUGGCAAUAACAAUGGCACCAAAUCGCCUUCGCCGCAUGGCUACAGCCACAGUCAACAACAGCAUCCACAUCUGAAUCAUCCGCAUCAGCCUACAACGCCCACCAGCAGUAGCGGCGGCAGUGCCGGACAUCCGCAUCUCAGCCAUCACAGUUCGCAUUCGAAUUCGAGUUACUUGCUGCCCACCAGUUCCAACGAGUCGGACGACGAUGGCGAGGAGAUCAUCGAAGAGGAUGAUGGCAACGAUGGUCCUUCGGAUGGCUCCUCGCCGCAGGGUGGCGAUUCGAAUCAAACGAAACGCAAGAAAAAGACACGCACAGUCUUCUCGCGCGCACAAGUCUUUCAGUUGGAGUCCACAUUCGAUAUGAAACGCUACCUCAGCUCGUCGGAGCGCGCUGGCUUGGCCGCCUCGCUGCGUCUAACCGAAACUCAAGUGAAAAUUUGGUUUCAAAAUCGCCGCAAUAAAUGGAAACGCCAAUUGGCGGCUGAACUGGAAGCAGCCAAUAUGGCGAAUAUGGCGCAUGCUGCCCAACGCUUAGUGCGCGUACCAGUGCUCUAUCACGAUGGUUCGGGAACGGGAUUUGUGCCGCCACCACCACCACAUCAUCACGCAAUGCAGUACUAUGCGGCAGCAGCAGCACGCAACACCAGCCCACCACGACCGCCACUCUCGUCGCUGGUAUAGGGCGUGGGGUGCCUGGCGGCUGCGGUGGGAUCCAACUGCGGUGCUCCCAUUUCGCUGCUGAAGCCGCCAUAUAUCAACCAUGCGCCAACAACGCCAACGCCAACGUCGCCAUCAACGCACGAUAUGGACGAUUCGGAAGGGGAAGAGGAAGCCGCUAUCGAUGUGGAGGCAGAUGAGGAUGAAGAAGAAUUGCCUGAAAUGAAAGCGACGCUAGCAAAUGGUAAUGGGGUGGUGGUGGCGACUGCUGGAGCUGGCGAUGGUGAUGGCCUACGAAAACCAACACCGUUCGAGCUGUUGGCGAAAAGUGUUAAUUGCCUGGAGAUGCACAGUAGCGCCAAUGGCAAAAAGCUGAGUGCACACCACAAAGUUGGUGGUGGUGGUGGUAGCGCGGAGGGUGCGGAAAAGCUCGCAACAGCGCACAAGGCAUACUAAAUGGAAAAUGGAUUCGGAGCAGUGUGCCAGCCAAGCGGCAGCGAGGCUCUACCAUCAAAUGUGUUGUAAAUUUUUAUCGACUUCAUAGUGCCACAAAGUGAAAAAUUGUAACGGAAGUGUAGAAAAGAAAUUGAAAACUGGUUUCACAGACAAAGAAUUCCGCUUGUUUCAGAAUUAAAAUAGGGUAUAAGUAUUUAAGAAAUGUAAAUAGCGUGGAAAGGAAAAGUGUGACCAAAUUUGUAUAUACAUAUAUAUAUAACUCCCGGCGUUCUGUGUAAAAUAUUUCUGCGUGCUAUACAUACAUACUUAGCAAUCAAUGUUCAAAAGUGUAGGUUUCCGAUUUGCAAAAAAUUUUAUGAAAAUCAAAAAAUAAUAAACAUUAUAAAUUCUGUAAAAUAUGAUAGAAACAAAAAUUUUUGCUCUCAAUUUCUCUACUUACUGCAUGCACGUUAGGGUGGUAAAAAACAAAAGUAAAGUCGGAAUUUUAAUGAUCUAACCCC